This is a messenger RNA of Bradysia coprophila, 684 nucleotides long. It is a transcript of the gene Trs31, whose product is annotated as trafficking protein particle complex subunit 31. Lineage: Eukaryota; Metazoa; Arthropoda; Insecta; Diptera; Sciaridae. Gene Ontology annotation, biological process: endoplasmic reticulum to Golgi vesicle-mediated transport. Gene Ontology annotation, cellular component: TRAPPI protein complex; TRAPPII protein complex; TRAPPIII protein complex. The record is from RefSeq and is a predicted model, not a curated record.
AAAUAAGUUGAUGUCAAAAAGAAAAACAAAAAAAAACUUCAAUUGACCAUCCACCAAAACAAGAUUCUCCUUAUCGAAACCAUUGUUACACCUUCCCAUCAUGUCAUCUCAAAGAGCACGAACCUCGAUCUUAGACAAACCAUUAAGCCGUGGCAAGGGAGAGGUGUCGUUGAGUUGUUUUGCUCUCCUCUUUUCGGAAGUCGUUCAAUACAGUCAGAGUCGAGUCUACACAGUUCCAGAGCUUCAGAACAGACUGCACGAACUGGGCAUGGAUGUGGGUUCUCGUCUUAUCGAUUUGUAUUUUGUGCGAGAGCAGAAUUCGAAACGCGAAACCAAAUUGAUAAACAUGUUGCUGUUUGUGAAGACAACCCUGUGGAAAUGUCUGUUCGGAAAGGAGGCCGAAAAGCUGGAGCAUGCCAACGACGACGAUCGCACGUAUUACAUAAUCGAAAAGGAACCGUUGGUCAACAAAUUCAUCAGUGUGCCGAAAGAUAAAGGAUCGCUGAAUUGUGCCACUUUCACGGCCGGAUUGGUGGAAGCGGUUCUGACGAAUUGCGGAUUUCCCUGCAAAGUGACGGCACAUUGGCACAAGGGAACCACAUACAUGGUGAAGUUCGACGAUUUUGUAACGAAUCGAGAUAAGCAAUUGGCCGAGAAAUAAAUUUGGUUUUCGUUUUAAAUUUU